This is a messenger RNA of Leishmania mexicana MHOM/GT/2001/U1103, 9180 nucleotides long. Its product is annotated as putative DNA polymerase zeta catalytic subunit. Lineage: Eukaryota; Euglenozoa; Kinetoplastea; Trypanosomatida; Trypanosomatidae. Gene Ontology annotation, molecular function: nucleotide binding; DNA-directed DNA polymerase activity; DNA binding. Gene Ontology annotation, biological process: error-prone translesion synthesis; double-strand break repair via homologous recombination. Bases 1 to 9180 code for a protein of 3059 amino acids. Gene Ontology annotation, cellular component: zeta DNA polymerase complex; nucleus. The record is from RefSeq and is a predicted model, not a curated record. The transcript has a single exon.
AUGUACAUGCAGGUGGUCUCCAUCGAGCACUCGCUGGAGCGGCCGCAUACAGCGUUGGGUGACGUAGCGCUGUCACCGAUUUUCCAUCGUGUGUCGGCGCGCUGUCCCGUGCUGCAUCUCUUCGGGUACGUACACAUUCCUUUCGAUCUCACCCCCACCACGGGCGGCAUCUCAGCACUUGUCGCCUUGGCUGAGUUUCGCCACGCGAGCAGCAGCGCUCCAGAGAACGAAGUCGACUGCCACGCGGAAGUCACGGCAGCGGCGACCUCACAUUCCUUGUCUCGCGGAAGCAGCGAGGGUGGUAUUCUGCGUCUCAACCCAGCCACUUCACUCGUUGGCCGACUCGGCGGCACCCCGGCGCCGGCGCAGCAGGAGGAUGCCUCGCCCUCGCCGAAGAGGGUCCCGUGUGCUUUAGAUGCUGAUGGGCACCGCAACACGGCUGCCACGGCCGGCGUGGUAGCGCGGCACGGCAAUGCACCAUCCUCAUCUUCUCUGCCUCCUUGUAGUACCCCCCACGCGGCUACGAGCGCCAUCGGCGGCGACGGCGACCCGCUAAUCUUAACAGACGGGAACCUUUGUAGCUCGGUUGCCUGGCGUGGCCGCUACACGCAACGCCGCGCCUGCCUUCAUGUGCAUGGAGUGUACCCAUCGCUGCUGCUCCCCCAGUACGACCGCAACAUCUCUGCCGAUCAGCUGGCGGCACAGCUCGAGGCCGUGGCGCUCCGCGUUCUCGCGCGACAGGGCACCUUCGUGCCGAACCAACAGCUGGUGCACAAUGUCCGCAUCGUCCACCGCUUCAAUGUGUACGGUUACCGGCCCCACGCGUAUGCCUUUUACGAGGUGGAGCUCAUCGACCCCGACUUGCUGCCAAGGGUGGUGGAUGUGCUGCAGAACUCGACGGAGGUGGGUGGGCGGCAGUGGCAGCUGUACGAUGCGCACUAUCGGUAUCAGACGCAGUUCAUGGUGCGGUGGGGCGUGAAUGGCGUCGCACCGUUUCUUCUUCCAUCUGGACUGUGCCAUGUGCGUCUGCCGACCGUUGCCGAGCUCUCGGAGAACUUGCCUGUUCUCUUGGCGUCGCUUGAAGCGGUGGGUAGACUGCAGGCGCCCCAACACAGCCGCGGUGACGACAGCGAUGGCGCGAAACGAGAGCUGACGGAUAAGGACGAGGAGGAGCACAGGCAAGCAGCUGCCAGUUCUCCGCAGCAGUCGCAGGCUCUCUUGCUCCGGCGCUGGCGACCUGAUGAGCUGGGUCGCGCCACCACGGCAGAGGUGGAGUUGGACGUCGCUGGUGCCGAUUUGCUCGAUCACUUCUCCGCAAUGGAGGAGGGGGAGGCUAAGGGUGCAGCAGCAGCGGCGCGGGGACGACGAAGGACCGUGACAGCCGGCGACAACCUCAGUUACACGCGCCGCAUCAUACGAGACUACUUCAGAGAGCAUGGAGUGUCCAACGCUUGGCGCGUUGCGGACACCAUCGCGAUGGAGCGCCAUCAGCAGGAGUGUGCGCAUGUCGCGGCGGCCGAGUCGAAGGGUCAGGAGAGGCGCUGCGGCUACGUGAUGCAGAUCCAACGCGGCGAUCCGGUGGUGCGGUGGCUGCGACACCGCAUGCUAGAGUACUUGAAGGAGCGGGGGGAAGCCAAUGCAGCGGUCGCAGCGGCGCUUGCCGCUCCUUCUGCGGUUUCCAAGACAGAAGAGGACGGCGAAGUGUCGACUGCCACGUGUCUCGCCAGCACCGGGGCUGCCGCGGCUUCGGUACGGCCCUUCUCGUCCACCGCUUCUCUUGUUGAAAGCCCUGCAACGCUGAAAGAUCAGCGCGCCAUUCGCCAGCAGCUCCUUGCCGAGUACCGCCAGCCUGGCGGCGCUACUGCAAGGGCACGUCGGGACGGCCACCGGCGCGGGGCCACAGACGCGAUGACCACUCGCCCGUACGAAGACGGCCACAUCGUCGUGCCGUCGUCGUGGGCGUAUGUCGUCGACCAGGAAUCAACCAUCGCUGGGGGAGAGGCGCUGUACGCUGGCUUUAGCUCAGAGAGUCUGCAGCCUUCUGUGGAGCAGGGUCAGAUCCAGGCGCAGCAGCCAGCAGCAGUGCCGGAGAAUGCUGCGGGGCAGCCGAUCCCCUCUUCAUCCUCAUACCAGUCCUUCUUUGCCGAGCUCUCGGCCACAGCCUACGCCGAUGUCGUGGCUGCGCCGACGCAGGACUUGUUCACGGCGCUGGCACAGUCAAACGCGCCAUCGUUACCGUCCCAGGGAGACGGUCCCGCCACCUCCGCCGCAGCAGGGGCCGUUGCAAUACCGCGACGCAGUUCAAUUAGCAGCAAGGAAGCAAGUGAGGCGGACUGCAGGGACAUGCGGCCGACGGUGGAGACAACUCGUGAGCUGGCGAGCAACGCGGACGUGACCUUGACGUGCGCAGUUUCUAACUCGAUGACCGCCGCGGCAGCGUCGCGUGUGGGCUCCUCGUGGUCGUCGUGGUCUUCGUGGUCGUCUGCGAUGUCGUCGUCCUCUACUGCGUCCCUCUCCAGUGGCAGGACCUCCCCGGAUCACGGCAACAGCUGUAUGAAUGGCCGCGGAGGCGUUGACCCGUCCUUUCUUGGCUCCUCAGCGGCACAGGCACGUGAGAGAGCCCAAGGAGAGCCGUCUCUCGGGGCAUUGGACGCCGCAGCAGGCGUGCGCGAGACGCCCACGCAGCGACCGAAGCGGCCGUCUGUCGGGCGUUCUCCGAGGAUCAGUGAAGGGCAAGGUGACAACUUCGCGUUUGACGCUCUGGACAGGAUCGAUGGGGAGGCGGUAAGGCCAUCGGUCGGUGCCUCGCACAAAGAUGGCUCACUUCCGCGACUGGGGAGCGACACCAGGAGCGCGGGAUUGGACGAGCUGGCGGGUGCGAAAAACAACCACACUCCGGAGGGUGGGCGUCGCGGCGCUGGCAUCGCUGCGGCCGCAUCGCCGGCUACUCUGCCGCCCACCCGCCGCCUCACGUGUCACGGCUUGAGGGAGGGGGACUGCAUUGGGUUUGUGCGUGUGCGCGACGUCGCGUCUUGUUGGCGUCACGGCGAGGUCCUGGCGAUGGCCCGUGUCGCGGCGUUGACAGGAGAGACGACAGAGUUGCAGUGGCUGCUGCGCUUGAGCGAGACGCACUUCGCUGCGGAGGAGCAAGCGUUGGUGCGCCGUGGCUCAUGGCUGCGAGCCCAACGACCGACCGCCGCCGCUAACACGGCGCCCUCGAUGAGGGACCAUCACAGCCACUUUUCUGGAACUGCACGCGACGUGCAACUGGGGGAAGUGGUGCUCAGCAACGUGUACGAUAGCGUCCUCACCUCGGUGCUGGAGGGCGACGCGCAGGUGGCUGCGCUGUCCGCACCCACGCAACAGCUUCCUGCAAGGGACAUCGCUGUUUCUGCGGCGCGUACUCUGGAUAUGGGGAGGAUCGAUUUAGAGGUGCGUGAGGCAGAUCGGGAGGAGAGCAGCGUGUCGCGGCGACCGGGGCGUCGUCGUCCUUUACAUGAUGCGACUGCUGAGGUGCAAGUCUGGAGGGUUCUCUGUUUCACCGAUGUGGCGGCGUAUCACAGCAUCGAAGGACCACCUGAUGGCUGGUAUCGGACCCACGCCGGACACCCCGGCUGCAGCCCACCUCCUCGGCUGCGAGUUCUCUGUCGUUACGCGUAUCAUGUCGAGGCCCGGGUGUUGACUAGUGUCUGCCCAGGUGUCUUCACGCCAGACGUGCGUAAGUCCGCUGCUGAUGGCCGUCCUCUACCUUCUUCACGACGCGUCUCGUCGCGUGAUGGCCAACACCUGGAGGGCGUUGAGAGAAGGGCUGAUGCCACCCCGGCGCACCGCUCGUCGCACGCAUGCGCCUCAUCAUCUCACGUGCUCUUCACUCAGCCUCAACCUCUGCUGCCUUUGGGCGACGCGCGCGCGCACUCGAGAGCAGCGGCGGCGUCACUCACAUCCCCAUCGACGCCCUUGUCCCCGCCCGUGGAGGUACCCGCGACGCCUGCCAAGGCGCCGUGGCUAGAGGCGAGUGAGGACGGAUGCGAGGAGACGUUGCUGUUCCCCAGGAGUUCUACUUCCACUGGCAGCAGCCGGGGCGGAGGCAGACAUGCGUCUAAACGGUGGGACGAGGCGGCGUCGGCUUGCGCUGCGCACUCCGCACUACUGGGCCUCACGCCGAUGUCCAACAGGGCACCUUCGCAGAGCCCCUCCGAGGCUUCCGAUAGACCUCCCUCAUCUUCAGCUUCGGUGCAACCGCCACAACACGCCGCCGACGCCGCUCCGCCGCCUGCCGUUGAGCGCCUCUGGCGAGUCUCGUUAGCGCGAACGCCGCCGCCAGACUUUGCUGUCGGCUGUAUGGGCGUCCUGUGCGGUGCGCAGGCGGUCCGCCAUUUCGCUGCACACGCAUUCGUUUCGCAGAAGCAAGCGCGGCUGCGCCGGCGUGGCGCCAGCUGCACAGCUGACGGUAGUCACGGCACCACAAUAGACGCUGCGACGGUCGGUGCCAUCGAGGAGGCGGACGCUGCUCCGCAGCUGCGGUUUUCGAACGAGGCGGCUGACGCUGACGGAGACGGGAGCGAGGAGCCGCCGGUUGGUGCAACGGUGAGAGAUGGCUCGACGGUGAGUGGUGCGCGCAGCGGGGAUACUCUAGUGGCGGCAAGGGGGAGAAAGGCAACGGAGGUCGUGGUGCUGUCGGGAGCUUCAUCUUGCGCGCACAGCAGCUCUGCGGCGCCGAUGGCAUCAUUCAUGGUAUCCUCUCUUACGGCCUCACAGUCGUCUUCAUCAUCGCUGGACCCCGUUCGCGAGGUGACGGCUUCGCAGCGUGGCUUCCUCGACCUUCUACAGGCAGGGAGGCGCAUUGAUGAGGCAGGUGCGCGCAUGGUUUUGCUGCAGCAUCGCGGUCAGCUGGGCUACAUUGUGGAUGGUAUGCGACGCUGCUGUGCAGUGUCCGCCUCUGGACGCGAGGGUCUCUUCCUCUCGCGAAGGGGCGGCGGUGGUAGCAGCGGUGACUUGCGGGUGUGCGUCUCUGCUGUCACGUGGCCGUGGACCGCAGCGACGGAGGUAACGCCGAGUGACGUAGCGCUGCUGCCGUAUCGGUAUGAGGCGGUGGCGUCGUUCCCCGCCCCUUCCGUUAGCAUUGCCGGGGCCUCGCGGAGCGCGAGGGUGGCGCCGACUGCCGCACGCGCGACGCCCACAGGCCGCGGCGUCAAGCAGAGCCUCCCUCUCUCGGUGGUGAGCAGGCGAAAGUCUACCAGCCACGUCCCUGGUUUUCCUCUCUCCGCCACACAGCAGCCGCAGCACCACCUGCAGUGCACUCUGCGCGUGCUCUACAUUGAGGUGCUUCUUCACCGCCUGCCGGGAGACGCGUCUGCGUCGACGAGUGAGGUGCUCGCGGUGGGACUGGGACAGGCCACCACAGCCACCAACAGCGCCAUCGCCGUUCGCCUGUUCUGCGUGGCCGCUCCAAUACGCUGCUCAGCUGCGCAUGCACCACCCCUUGUUGGACUGACCGAGGCGGUGCAGGUGGUGACGGUGCUGGACGAGGCGGUGCUCCUCGCGCGCGUGCGUGACGAGAUCCUCGCGUACGACCCCGACAUCUUGAUUUCGUGGGAUGGCGUCAAGUAUGGGCUCGGGUGCUUGGCGCUGCGUUACCGGGCGGUGCUUCGGCGCAACCUGGCCUCUGACUUGUCACGCGUACUGCAGCAUCACGGGUAUCAGCGGACCAAUGCAAAUCGCGGGUCACACUCUGCAGCCGCCGCGUCAGCCUCGGGUGAGGAUACUGGUGUCGACAGCGGCGCAGCUGAGCGCGCUUGCCCCUCAGUGGCAGAGGAAGGACCGGCAGAAAUCGGACGCGGGGGCGCCGAGGCUAGCAAGCUCACCGCAGGAAGCUAUCACUCGGGGCCACCUGCCUCCCAUGCAGCCGCUCCCUUCACGGUUCGCCACGGCAGCAGCAGCGGCGGUGGCGGCGAGCCUGUGCCUUCUCAAGAAUCUGGACAGAGCGCCACCGCCAUGGCUGCGCGCUCUUCGGUGUUGUCUAGCGCUGCUUCUUCUGCAUCCUGCGGGGCCCCGCUGAUGGACUUGGGUGAAGAUGGCGAUGAUGAGGAUGGCGGCGGCACAGACGAUGCUGGCGCCAAGGGUGGUGCGCGUGGCCGCAGAGGCAGUGCCUUGGCAGGGCACACGGUUGAGUACAGAGGAGGGCGCAGAAUGCACUGGGAAGACACCGGAUUGCGGCGGAAUGGUCAGCCGCCGCUACUGGCGCGGCCGCGUGCAGCCGUCCAUCUCCGCACCGCGGCGUCCGCGUCGACGUUGCCCGGGCCAGCGGCGGCUGACCAGUACGCGGAGCGGUUUGGCGCCAACAUGCACGUGGUAGGGCGCAUCUGCACGAGCCUCGGCAAGGACCUGCGUAAGGAAAUAAAGAUGCCCAGCUACUCCCUCCCAAUGGUGCACGUUAAGCUGCUGGGGCAACCGCUGCCGUACUUCACAGACAGCUAUGUUUCUGAGCUCUUCCUGACGCCGCAGUGCACCGAUGCACCCGGCGGAGGCGAGCGGCACACGGCUCUGCGUUACCUCGCCUCACGCGUCGCCGCGCCGCACCGAAUCGCGUGCAAGCUGCGCUGGUUCACGAGGCUGCUAGAGUUCUCGCGGAUGUACGGUAUCCUAACCAAGGAGGUCAUCACGCGCGGCAGCCAGUUCCGCGUGGAGGCUACUCUCCUCCGCUUUGCCCAUCCUCUCGGGUACGCUAUGCUGUCGCCAUCGUUGAGCCAGGUGCAUCGCCAGCCCCGCAUCGAGUGCAUCCCGUUGGUGAUGCAGCCCAAGUCGGACCUGUACCGCCAUGACCCUGUGGUGGUGCUAGACUUCCGAAGCUUGUACCCGAGCAUCAUAAUCGCCUACAACCUCUGCUACUCCACGUGCCUUGGCAUAGUGCAGCCACACUCGCACGGACGACUCGGGGUGUUGCCGCGGUUCAGGCAAAGUGAAGCCGCGCUGGCGGAGCUGCUACCCGACGACGGCGCCCAGCACGAUGGCGUCGUCUUCAGCCCCAGCGGCGCCAUGUUCGUCCCCCCCAGCACACGAGUCGGUUUGCUGCCGCAGAUGGUGCAGGCCGUGCUGGAUGCGCGGUUCGAGGUGCAAGCCGCGCUGAAGCAUAUUGCGGUGCCGUCAGAGGACAUGACGAUGCAGCAGCGCCUGCAGGAGCAGCAGCUGGCGCUCAAGAUGCUGGCGAACGUGACGUACGGGUACACAGCAGCGUCGUACACGGGCCGCAUGCCGUGCGUCGACCUUGCCGAGGCGAUCGUGUCGCUGGGGCGGCAGACGCUUGAGCGCGCCAUGGCGCUCAUACACAGCACUCCGGCGUGGCGGGCCGAGGUGGUCUACGGCGAUACGGACAGCUUGUUCGUGCAGCUUGCCGGCCGGACCAAGGCAGACGCCUUUCGCAUUGGCCAGGAGAUGGCCGACGCGGUCACACGGUCGAACCCGGCGCCGAUACGACUGCAGUUUGAGAAGGUGCUGCUGCCGUGCUUACUGCUCGUGAAGAAGCGGUACGCCGGGUACAUGUGGAGCUCACCGACGCAGGAGGCUCCAACGUUCUUGGCGAAAGGGAUUGAGGUGGUGCGACGCGACCAGUGCCCCGCCACGGCGCAGCUCACAGAGCAACUCCUGCGGCUGCUGCUGGACGGCGCCAGUGCGACAGCGCUGCGGCAGUCGUACUACGCGGCGGUGGAGCGGCUCCAGUCUGGGGCCGCAAACCCGCUUCAGUGCAUCUUCCGCCGUGCGGUGAAGCUGGGCCGGUACAAGGACUCAGGUGACGCACACCUGCCGCUGGCCGCCCGCCUGGCCUUCCAGCAGAUGGAGAAGGACGUCACACAGACGCCGUACUGGGGAGAGCGACUGCCGUACGUGGUGGUGCGAUCCACCACUGCAGUCAACACGCUCACGGACAAGGUGGUUCACCCGGAGCGUCUCCUCCAGGUACACGACACCCACAGCUUGGACGCGACCUACUACAUUGUGCGCCACGUGAACAGAACGCUUGAUCGCAUGUUCUACCUCGUCGGCAUCAGCUUUGCGCGGUGGUAUCAAGCAAUGCCUCGGCGACGCACAGCGCACGCGGCGCUGCUGAACUUGCCGACCUUCAUGGCAGCACAGCAGCAGCAGCAGUUGCAGGGCGGGGUGCCACCUGACGCGCGCGGUGCUGCCCCCCUUCCAUUUUUCUCCGAUACCGCGGGCGCCCCUCUAAGCCCGCGAAGCCGACAGAUGCGCUUGGGGCAGCUGGCAUCAUUGAUGGAGCGGCUACGCCACCACCACAGCAGCUCAGGCGUGUUGUCCGCUCUUAGCGGCGACGAGGAUCCGAGUGGCGAGACGGUGCAGGUAACAGAGGUGGCGGACCUCACCUGCCCCUCGACACAAGAGGUGAUCGACGUUGACCAGCUCACGACGCAGUGCAGCAAUCGCCCAUCGCCAUCCUUGGCGGACGCCGCGCCGCCGCGGCUCGACUGCUUUCUGAAGCCUGGCCGGGCUGCAUCUCGCCCUGGGCGACGGAGGCGGUGGCGCACUGCGACCCUUGACAGUUUCUACCCGCGCACACUCUGUGUGGUCUGCGAAGAAGAGACCGUCAGCUUGAACGACAUCUCUCGACAGCAGGCCGUGUUGAUGCAUGUCGGAGUACUGGGAUGCGGCGCAGCAGCGAGCGGCAGGCGUUGCUCUACAGUCGCUUAUCCUCUCGCCUCCACAGCACCAGCGGCACCGCUUCCUCUUCCCCAUCGCCUCCCGCCCAUCUGCACGCGAUGCUGGAGCGACCCGCUGUCGCUGUAUCUCCGCGUACAGCAGCAGUGCCGCUCUAUGAACCGGCAGAUGGACGCACUGCAGGGGCUCUGCGCGCGCUGCAUCAGCGGCGGCGGCGACGCCGGCGAUGCCGCGGCGGACGAGUACAAGCUUGCCGUAGCAGACAUGGAAGACAUGGACGCCUUCUGCAUGUCAUCUACGUUGACGCGGCGCCGUAACUCUCCAGGGCACGCUUACGAUGGCGUAGAUGGGAGCACGCCACGCCACGUGCUGGCCGCGGUGGAGCUGUCCACCGAGGGUGUGCCGCGCGGGUGUGUGUCGGUCGACUGCGCUGUCGGAUUCGAGAAGAAGUGGGUGACGGCACAGCGGGUGCAGUGGCAGGCCUUGCAGGCGUUCUUGAACAAGGUUUUGUGA